This is a messenger RNA of Rhinolophus ferrumequinum (greater horseshoe bat), 3493 nucleotides long. It is a transcript of the gene RASEF, whose product is annotated as RAS and EF-hand domain containing. The transcript is spliced from 17 exons. Lineage: Eukaryota; Metazoa; Chordata; Mammalia; Chiroptera; Rhinolophidae. Gene Ontology annotation, molecular function: GTP binding; calcium ion binding; GTPase activity. The coding region runs from base 258 to 2474 and encodes 738 amino acids. The record is from RefSeq and is a predicted model, not a curated record.
ACAGCUCCUGGGGCCGGUAGGGGUCCGACGGGGGUCCGCGCAGCGGACGAGCGUGGGCGCACGCCUCCCCGGACCCACCCAGGCGCCUGGAACCUCCCGGACAUUCCCACAAGUGGUCAAACCAGCUGGACAAGCCGAACUCGCCAAGACUCCCGGCGGCAGUAGGUGGCCCCGGACUUCCCGCUGCUGCCGCAGUCCGGGCGUGCAGCGCGCCCCGUCGCGCCCCGGAGCUCUCGCGGUCGCCCCCGUCGGGCGGGAUGGAGGCGGACGGGGACCGGGAGGAGCUGGCCCGGCUACGCUCAGUCUUCGCUGCCUGCGACGCGAACCGUUCGGGGCGCCUGGAGCGCGAGGAGUUCCGCGCGCUGUGCUCGGAGCUGCGCGUGCGGCCGGCCGACGCGGAGGCCGUGUUCCAGCGGCUGGACGCCGACCGCGACGGUGCCAUCACCUUCCAGGAGUUCGCGCGCGGUUUCCGCGGGGCCCGCCGCGGGGGGCGCCGCCGGGGCUGCGGGACCCGGGAGCCAGCGCCCGCCGAGGCCCAGACCGGGUCCGACCCAGGGGACAGUGAGGAGGACGAGGGAGACGAGGACGUGGCGGCGGCGCUGGUAGCUCCCUGGGGCCCAGCGGGCCAGGCUUGGCAGGACUUCCAGGCGCGACUCGGGGACGAGGCCAAGUUCAUCCCCAGGAAAGAGCAAGUUAGUACCUUGUAUCAAAAUAUCAACCUUGUGGAACCAAGACUGAUUCAGCCAUAUGAACAUGUUAUAAAGAACUUCAUCCGUGAGAUCAAACUUCAAAGCACAGAAAUGGAAAACCUGGCCAUUGCAGUGAAGAGAGCCCAGGACAAGGCAGCCAUGCAGCUGAGUGAGUUGGAAGAGGAAAUGGAUCAGAGGAUUCAGGCUGCAGAACACAAGACGCGGAAAGAUGAAAAACGAAAAGCUGAGGAAGCUCUCAGUGACCUCAGACGUCAAUAUGAAACAGAAGUAGGAGAUCUACAUGUGACGAUAAAGAAACUCAAAAAGCUAGAAGAACAAUCAAAACACGUAAGUCAAAAAGAAGAUGUGGCUGCAUUAAAAAAACAAAUCUACGAUUUAUCAAUGGAAAAUCAGAAAGUUAAGAAAGAUCUUUUAGAAGCACAGACAAGCAUAGCCUUUCUUCAGAGUGAAUUAGAUGCUUUGAAAAGUGAUUAUGCUGAUCAGAGUCUGAAUUGUGAAAGGGAUCUGGAAAUAAUCCGAGAGUACACGGAAGAUCGAAAUAGUCUUGAGAGACAAAUUGAAAUACUCCAAACAGCUAACAGGAAACUGCAUGACAGUAAUGACGGCCUAAGGAGUGCCCUCGAAAACACUUACAGCAAGUUCAACAAAUCCUUGCGUGUAAAUAAUAUAUCACCAGGGAAUACAAUUUCUAGGAGCAGUCCCAAAUUUAAUGGUCAUUCUCCUCAACCUCUGGGCUAUGACAGGUCAUCCCGCUCUUCCUAUGUGGAUGAGGAUUGCGACUCAUUGGCCCUCUGUGAUCCUAUGCAGAGGACGAAUUGUGAAGUUGACAGCCUGCCCGAGAGCUGCUUUGACAGUGGCUUAUCCACCCUGAGAGAUUCCAACGAAUACGACUCAGAGCUGGAAUACAAACACCAAAGGGCAUUUCAGAGGUCACAUGGCACUCAGGAGGGCUUUGCUGGUGAUGCUUCAGACACCGAUGUUCCUGAUAUAAGGGAUGAAGAGACGUAUAGCUCAGAAGGCAUGGCUUCCGUGUUAGACUGGAAACCCCAGGGAUCUGUUAGUGAAGGCAGCAUUGCUAGUUUUUCAAGAAAACCGAUCUUGGCACUUUCACCCCAGACAGACAUGGUGGAUGAUAACCGCAAAUCUUCCAGCUCACAGAAGACUUACAAGAUUGUGCUUGCUGGGGACGCCGCAGUGGGGAAGUCUAGUUUCCUUAUGAGACUUUGCAAGAAUGAAUUUCGAGGAAAUACAAGUGCCACCCUGGGAGUUGAUUUUCAAAUGAAAACUCUCAUUGUAGAUGGAGAGCGAACAGUACUGCAGCUUUGGGAUACAGCUGGUCAGGAGAGAUUCAGAAGUAUUGCCAAGUCUUACUUCAGAAGAGCAGAUGGUGUUUUGCUGCUGUAUGACGUUACAUGUGAAAAAAGCUUUCUUAAUGUACGAGAAUGGGUAGAUAUGAUUGAGGAUGCAACCCAUGAGAGUAUUCCUAUCAUGCUGGUAGGAAACAAGGCUGAUCUUCGUGAUACUGCUGCUACAGAGGGACAAAAAUGUGUCGCAGGAUACUUUGGAGAAAAACUGGCCAUGACCUAUGGGGCAUUAUUCUGUGAAACAAGCGCCAAAGAUGGUUCGAAUGUAGUGGAAGCUGUUCUCCAUCUUGCCCGGGAGGUGAAAAAAAGAACUGACGAGGAUGACAGCAGAUCCAUCACCGAUCUGAGUGGGAGCAGUUCCAAACAGUCAACCCACAUGAAGAAUUGUUGCAAGGGUUAAACCAGAAACAUCCUUGGCCUGUGAAGUCUUCACUUUCGGAGUACAGAAUGUGUGGGACAUGUUUGCCUCUUACACCGAGGGAUGUGACCUGUGGACACUGUGACAUGUGGGAAGUCUGAACUGUGUUCUUGGUCCUUCCAGAAACUCAGCUCUUAUUUUACUCCGAUUCCAUGAAUGAUUUGGGCCCUCUGGUUAAAUAUAAAAUAUACUUGUCAUGUCCUUACAGAGUCUUAAAAGAUAACUUGUAAAUGUUUUUUAAGUGCUGAAAAAAAAUCACAUGCUCUGAUCAAAGCUGUAGUAGAAACUCAUGGACAUAAUUAGAUUCAUGCAGUAGCUGACUUCAUAGAUAACCUAUGACAACAUUUCCUGCCCAUAUUUAAUACUAGAGUAGUAAUAAAAGGGGGUUAUCAUCCUAGUUUUGCUGUUAACUAGCUUUGUGGUCUCAGACAUGUGAACAGCCUACGUUCCAUCUGUUUCCUUAUCUGUAAAACAAGGCAGCUUGGCCUUGCUGGCACUGGCCCUCACAGUCUUUAGCACUUUUAAGCAGUAGGAAGGAGAGCAUGAUAGCCCACGGUUAAUAAGGACUCUGGUUAUUUGUAUUUUUAAAAUAUUGGAGCAUUGAUUUUUCUCACUUUUGAAACAAGAACAGAAUUUAAUUGAGGGGAAAAAGUGGUAAUUUUUAGGCUCCAGCAGAGACAAAAAAAUCUAUUUUUUUAUGUAUAAAGAAAAGAAUUUUUUGUGACAAAAAUAGUUGUAUACAAAAGAGGGUAUUUUAAAAUCUCAGAAUACUUACAAACUCCAUGGUUUAAAUUCAAUGUUAAAAAUUCUAAUGAAAACAUAUAAAGCCACAUACUACUAAAAGUACAAUGCCCAGGAACGUUGUCACUCGUUACUUAAAAAAAUACCAGUGAGUGGUUCCCAGGGGCUGGGGAAAGGGAGAAACUGAGAGUGACUGCUAAUGGGUAUGUAAUAUCUUUUGGUGAUGAUGAAAAUGUUCUGGAAUUAUAUUGUAAUGGUUG